AUGUCGUCCAAUUCUUCCACAGACUUUGGUGGAAGCACCUUCAACCCAGAGAACGUCAACCUGACCUCUGCUGACCCUCGAGAUGUCAUUUGUGCCCUUGCGGCGUCGGGGAAUGAUUACAAUGGACAACUUGGUGCCAGAAUCUCGGCACUGUUCGUCAUCCUCAUCGUCUCAUCCGCUGCGACAUUCUUCCCCGUCUUCGCAAAGAGGAUUCCGCGUCUUCACAUUCCGCUUUAUGUAUACCUGUUUGCGCGGUAUUUCGGUGCAGGAGUCAUUGUCGCCACGGCCUUCAUCCAUCUCCUUGAUCCGGCAUAUGGCGAGAUCGGUCCCCAAACUUGUGUGGGUAUGACAGGAGGCUGGGCCGUUUAUUCAUGGUGCCCGGCCAUUGUCCUCACGUCGGUGGUUGUCAUCUUCCUCUUCGACUUUGGCGCCGAACGAUAUGUUGAAGUGAAAUACGGUAUCGACAGUGAAGCAGACCUGCAAGAAGCGGUGACUGGAUACACCGACCGACCAGCAACCGAGGCACAACAGGAUCGAGCGGCGAGUAUUGCGUCCAUGCGGCGCGAACAUGACGAGCGACGGAAGUCAUCCGCGUACGAGAAGAGAUUCAUGGAGGAUUUCGCUGUGGACGGCGACGAAGAUGACAAUGAAUUGCGCAAGAACUCGUUCCGACAGCAAAUCGCCGCAUUCCUGAUACUGGAGUUUGGCGUCAUCUUCCAUUCGGUCGUCAUCGGUCUCAAUUUGGGUGUCGUGGGCGACGAAUUCAGCACAUUGUACCCGGUCUUGGUCUUCCACCAAUCCUUCGAAGGGCUUGGUAUCGGUGCCAGAAUGUCGGCCAUCCCAUUCAAGCCUGGGAGCUGGCUGCCCUGGGUCCUCUGUGCGGCCUACGGGUUGACGACGCCCAUUGCCAUUGCCAUCGGUCUCGGCGUGCGCACAACGUACAACCCCAACUCCUUUACCGCCAACGUGGUCAGCGGCGUUUUGGACGCCAUGUCGGCUGGUAUCCUGAUCUAUACCGGGCUUGUCGAGUUGUUGGCGCGGGACUUUUUGUUCAACCCCUUGCGGACAAAGGACAACAAAAGAUUGACGUUCAUGAUCCUCUGUGUGCUGUUGGGUGCCGGUCUGAUGGCGUUGCUUGGAAAAUGGGCUUGA
Molecule: messenger RNA, 1152 nt
Organism: Fonsecaea multimorphosa CBS 102226
Lineage: Eukaryota; Fungi; Ascomycota; Eurotiomycetes; Chaetothyriales; Herpotrichiellaceae
Exons: 2
Coding region: 1-1152 (383 amino acids)
Biological process (GO): zinc ion import across plasma membrane
Cellular component (GO): plasma membrane
Molecular function (GO): high-affinity zinc transmembrane transporter activity
Source: RefSeq, a predicted model, not a curated record